This is a messenger RNA of Macrobrachium nipponense, 735 nucleotides long. RefSeq names its product acanthoscurrin-2-like. NCBI's taxonomy places the organism in Eukaryota, Metazoa, Arthropoda, Malacostraca, Decapoda, Palaemonidae. The coding region runs from base 46 to 522 and encodes 158 amino acids. The record is from RefSeq and is a predicted model, not a curated record. The transcript has 2 exons.
AUCAUCUGCCAUCAUCUUCUGCUCCAUCUUCCUCACUCUGGAAAUAUGAAAGUCUUGGUGAUCAUCGUAUCUCUGGCAGCUUUGGCUUCAGCCAAGCCUGGCAUCCUACUUGGCAUAUUCAAAACCCCGCCGAGAUAUGGCGCCGGCCUUGGAGGAAGCCUUGGAGGACUGAACCCUCUUGAAGGCCUUGGAAGACUUAAUCCUCUUGGAGCCCUUGGAGGACUUAAUCCCCUUAAAAAACUCGGAAACCUCGGAGGACUUGGACCCAUUGGAGGGCUAGGAAUUGGAGGCGGAAUUAAAAAUAGUCUAAGGCUCGGACUUGGACGCCUAGGAGGUGGACUUGGAGGCGGGCUUGGAGGACCUGGGCUUGGAGGCGGUUAUGGAGGGGGAUAUGGAGGCGGUUAUGGGGGCCCAUAUGGUGGAGGAUAUGGAGGCGGAUAUGGAGGAGGUGGGCUCGGCCAAGGACUUGGAGGUGGACGUUAUGGCUUUAGAGGAGGUCCCGGAUAUGGAUAUGGUGGUUAACGUCUGCUCAUGGAGUUCAAAAUUUCAUUUUUCAAGUGAAAUUUAAUAUUCUGAAAAAAAUAUUAUUUCAAUGAUUCAGUCUUUCAACUCUUGACGUAAAAUAUGUAGUCUUUACAUUUAUUUAACUUUUUUGUAAGAAUAUCAUGAUAAAUACUAAGAGAAAAAUUCUGUCUUUGUAUUACCUCCUCUUCCAGUUUGUCAAAAAAGUAUUAU